GAUUAACGCAUCAUGCAACGGUUGUACAUGAAACCCUUGGUGAACAACCUGACAGUGAAUGUUUCAAUCGUCGGAAUGAAUGGAUCGGGGAAGUCAGCUAUCCUUGUCAAAUAUCUCACUCGACGGUUCAUUGUUGAAUAUGCACCUUAUUUGAGUGACAGUUACACGAAAGCGGACACAAUUGAUGGACAAGAAGUCACGCUGAAUAUACAGGACACUUCGGAUAGUGACGAUAUGGAUCUGGAGGAAAUCUUGAAAUGGUCCCAAGCAAUCAUCAUCCUGUUCUCUAUUACCAGUCGUCGGAGCUUCUAUCGCGCACAAGAACUGUUGGAAAGCAUCAAACAAAACUCCGAGCCUCAUGGACGCCAACUGUCUCAGAGGCCAUCCAGCACCGGCAGUGCGUCCGCGCUUUCGAGCUCAGUGGGCAGCUCCAGUACAGCUUCACCUGUCUCAUCACUAGGUCCUGGUUACACAGGUUCUUUGAGACGCACGGCAGUAUAUGGUGUGGCUACGGUUCGGACACCAACGCUGAUGUUAGUUGCGAACAAAUCUGACUUGGAUCGAUUCAGACUAGUCGAAAAAUCUGAAGCCGAGGCCUUGGCCAAAGCACACGGUAUUCCUUAUUAUGAGACCACUGCAGCCGAGACGUAUAACGAAGUACAAGGUAUAUUCCACACAGUGGUUCGGUUGUCAAAUUCCACACGCUUCGGCAAGUCACGAGGACCGAACGGAGGUGGGGCAAGUGUUGGCCGAUCCAUGAGCUCCAGUGCCGGAUCCCUAACUCCGGCCACGGGAAGCGUUCUUUCCAGUCUGGCUGUGUCACCUGGUCUUUUGCUUCAAAAGAAAGGGAUACCGAUGCCUGGGUUACCUCCAACCAUUCAGCCAGCANUUGGCCGAUCCAUGAGCUCCAGUGCCGGAUCCCUAACUCCGGCCACGGGAAGCGUUCUUUCCAGUCUGGCUGUGUCACCUGGUCUUUUGCUUCAAAAGAAAGGGAUACCGAUGCCUGGGUUACCUCCAACCAUUCAGCAGGAUACAACGAGUCCAACAGUCACUGAUGGUGACAACAAUCUGACCAAUCCGGUUGCGCGUCUGACUAAUCUCCGAUUCCGCGGAGCAAGCCCACCCACAUUUGGAAGGAACUUGCGUAGCCCGAGCCCCAGUAUCACGAUUGGGAAUCGACCUCAAACAGCAUCUGCACCUGUGACUACAGAGUCAGCGGCAGCUACCUCCCACACUGGACGUACUAGUCUGUCGCACGCACAAUCAUUCACGGGUCCAACUGGACAUUCAGAACAUCCAGUCAAAGCCACAACCACAAGCAAUCCUGUACGCCCACCACAACCGUCGCAACAAAUUAAACAGCCCGCUGAAGAAGGGUCGAAGUUAAGAGCGACAACCCCGACACCCUCUUCCACAAAUCUUCCACCGCCCCAAGCACCACCACCACUACCACCUAAACGAGGGCCCAUGGGCUUCCGUUUCUUUGCCAAGAAGUCCAAAUAAGUUGUUGCGGCAUCUCGAAAAAGCAGCAAUUCGCAACACUGAGUUCAUUCACUGUGUCAGCAACCAGAAUCACUGACUCAUUGUAAGAUGAAUAAUGCUCAACCAUUGAGAGAAACUCGUUCAGUCAUAACUACUUACUUUUCGACCGUGCUGGGAACGGUGAGAAUGAUAUACUGUUGGUUCACAAAAAACUC
Messenger RNA from Opisthorchis viverrini, 1697 nucleotides. RefSeq lists its product as hypothetical. The record is from RefSeq and is a predicted model, not a curated record. Lineage: Eukaryota; Metazoa; Platyhelminthes; Trematoda; Opisthorchiida; Opisthorchiidae. Gene Ontology annotation, molecular function: GTP binding; GTPase activity. Bases 13 to 1503 code for a protein of 496 amino acids. The transcript is spliced from 5 exons.